This is a messenger RNA of Lates calcarifer (barramundi perch), 2545 nucleotides long. Its product is annotated as fibrinogen C domain-containing protein 1. Lineage: Eukaryota; Metazoa; Chordata; Actinopteri; Centropomidae. The record is from RefSeq and is a predicted model, not a curated record. Bases 323 to 1714 code for a protein of 463 amino acids. The transcript has 7 exons.
AGCAUGUAGCAGCAACAGUCAGUCAGAGCAGAAACAGACGUGCAGAGUUAAUUCCUCUUAAUCUGGAGUUAAACUCUCAGAUCAAAGUGUUUCUAAUCUGCAGCAGCUGUCGCCUUCACUGUCGUCUACAGAUUAAAUCACUGCAGGAGGGAACGUGUUCUCCACCAUUAAACCAUUAAACAUCAAAUUUAUUAACCCCCCCAAAACCCUCCCCAUCAGGCUGGAUACAGACGAUCCUCUAAUUCUCUGAUGGGUGGCUGUGUGGAGCCUGACAGACAAAACUCAGGGCUGAAAAACAACCUGAAAAUGAAACUGUUUAGUCAUGUCAGAAAUAAACAAUAAUAACAUGUCGACCUCUGGUGUGUGUGUGUGUGUGUGUGUGUGUGUGUGUGUGUGUGUUCAGAGAUGCUGCAACUUCCUGUUAUGGUCUGUUGUCGUGUUGGUCGUCAUAGCAGCCGUUAUCACAGCAACAGUCAUCAUUCUGUACCUGAACCAGUAUCCCCUGCCCUUCAUCAGCAGGGGUGGAGUCCUCUCCUCCUCAUCCUCAUCGUCCUCCUCGCCUGUGAUCUCGACCAAUCCCAAAGAGUCUGGCGCUCUGGUGACAGUGUCCCAUGUCACAGCUGGAGAGCCAAUCAGCAUCUUCCUGGACCCAAACUGUCCAGACUACAGUGAGAACUUCCUGCGAUGGGAGGCGCUGCAGAGCUCUCUGCUGCGAGCGCUGACCAAUCACAAUGCAGACGACUGGCAGGAGAGGGGGCUGGUCCAGAAGCUGGCCGAGGAGUUGAAGGUGCUGUCGGGCCAUGCCCACAACCUGAGGCUGGAAGCGGAUUCGCUGAAAAGAGGACAAGGUGUUCUGGACCAGCGGCUGGACGGGCUGCAGAGCGAGCAGAGCCACAUCAUACAGGUGCUGUCUGACAGUCACUCAGGUGUGGUGAAGCUGGCUGCAAGUUUCAGUGAUUCUGUGCUCAGCCUGCAGAGGGAGACGGAGAGUCUGAGGAGACUGAAGGGAGAGCUGCAGAGAGACAGCAACAACAGAGCUCUCAGACCUAGGGACUGCAGUGAUGUCAUGGCGUCCGGCGUCUCUCAGGACGGAGUUUAUUCUGUGUUUCCACUUCACGACCCUGAUGGCUUCAUGGUUUACUGUGACAUGACGACUGAUGGAGGAGGCUGGACGGUGAUCCAGAGGAGGGAGGAUGGUUCAGUGAAUUUCUUCAGAGGCUGGGAGGCGUACAGGGAUGGCUUUGGAAAAACCACAGGAGAACACUGGCUAGGUCUACAGAGGAUCUACUCUCUGACCAGGUCUGGAGGUGUCGAAUUGCGGAUUGACAUGGCGGACUUUGAUAACGCCACGGUGUUCGCUCGUUAUGCUGAGUUUUCUGUGGGUCGGGACUCGGUGAACCCUGAGGAGGAUGGGUACCCGCUGACCGUGGACCAGUACUCUGGGACUGCAGGUGACUCCCUCCUGAAGCACUCUGGGAUGCGGUUCACCACCAAAGACCGGGACCAGGACCAGUCGGAGAACAACUGCGCGGCAUACUACCAGGGGGCAUGGUGGUACCGAAACUGCCACACCUCCAACCUGAACGGGCAGUACCUGAGAGGAGGCCACGCCUCUUAUGCAGAUGGCGUGGAGUGGUCGAGCUGGACUGGCUGGCAGUACUCGCUCCGGUUCACCGAGAUGAAGAUACGACCCAACACCAGACCAGGAUUCUGAACUCUGACCCUAAACCGGACUCCUCUGACCCCUGAACCCUCAUCUCUGACCUGACCUGGACCCUGACACAAAAACUGAUCUUUGACUUUUGACCUAAUCUCUACAUAUGGACCUCAUUCUGACCCCUGACCUCUGACCUUUGCCAUAAGGUUUAAGCCUGAUAGUUCCAGUGAUGGUCUUGAUCAGCAGGUCUGGACUGAACCAGAACCAAAUAUUUGUAACAUCAGAGGUCCCUGAAGAGUCGCCUGCUGUUUGUUGUUCGUUUGUUGUUUAGAGGAUCCUGACAGGUUGCUGGUUCCUCCUGGAUUCUGUUGGUUCAAGACAAAUUAAAACCAGAAACUGAUUUUUGAAGAUUUUAUUUAUGAUUUCAUUUGUCAGGAGCCCAGAGAAUCCAGGACUCUUCACUGAGGUCUGGACUCUGUAGUCCAGACUGAGGACUACAGAGUCCAGCAGGGUUAGAACCACUUCCUACUGAUGCUGACUCACAGAAUCGUCACAGAUAAAUUUAAACUCCUGAUUUAAACCUGAUCCUCUGGAUCCAGGCUCUUCAAUAAAGUAAGCCCCCCCCCCACAUCAACAAAUGAAUGAUGGUUAUUGAUCGAUGGUAAGAACUAUAGGAGUUGAUUCUGUCAUUGUGUAGAUUCAGAUUAGGUCAUUGAUCUUUAGUGACCUCUGACCUAAACCCUGAUCUCUGACCUCUGACCUAAAGCUCUCUGAGCAGUUUUCUGCAGCAGCUUCUUGUUGUCAUAAAUAUUCAGAUCAGUGAUGUCUGUUGUUUUUGAUCAAUAACUUUUCUUAUUGAUGAUGUAGAGCUGAAGGUUUCAACAUUAA